This is a messenger RNA of Mirounga angustirostris (Northern elephant seal), 3106 nucleotides long. It is a transcript of the gene HIRIP3, whose product is annotated as HIRA interacting protein 3. The transcript has 7 exons. NCBI's taxonomy places the organism in Eukaryota, Metazoa, Chordata, Mammalia, Carnivora, Phocidae. Bases 72 to 1811 code for a protein of 579 amino acids. The record is from RefSeq and is a predicted model, not a curated record. Gene Ontology annotation, cellular component: nucleus.
CUCCUGUCAAACGCGGUGACGGAGGCCGAAGAGAAAAAAAGGCGGGAGCCACCAAUCCCAGGUGGAGCAAAAUGGCGCGGGAGAACGAGAUGCAGGAGUUCAUCCGUAGCUUCUUCCGAGGCCGCCCGGACCUCAGCACGCUCACGCACUCCAUCGUGCGGCGGAGGUUCUUGGCUCACGCGGGCCGCGACCACCUGGAACCCGACGAGAAGCAGGCGCUGAAGCGACUGGUGGAGAAGGAGCUGCUGAAGGUGCAGGUGGAUGAAGCAGGUGCCAGGGAAGAGAGGCUAGAGCUUGCCAAGAAGGCAAAGAGGCCUCCCACUCCCAGCAGUGGCCCCGUGAGGAAAAGGUUCCGUUUCAAUUCGGAAUCAGAGCCCAGCUCUGCAGCCUCCAGUCCAGACUGCUUUGGCCCCCAAGCAAAGAAUGGGAUGGCGGCGGUAGAAGUCAGUCCAGCUGAGGGGGAGAGUCCAAAGCAAGCCUCAGAGAAAGCAGUUGAGGAGAGCAGUGAUGAGGAAGAACAGCAGAGGGGCCUGACUGCAAAGACUGGAUUAGAGAAGCUGGUGGCCAAGGAGAGCAGUGAGGAAGAGGAAGAGUGCUCGGCCAGAACAAGUGAGGUCUCAAAGGAAGAGAGCAGUGAGGAAGAUGAGGAAGAGGAGGAGGAGUCUAAAGGCAGGAUUAGGAAGGAACCUGUGACAAGGAAUAAGCAGGCACCAGGCAAAACCUCAGCCAGUAAGAAGCAGGCUAGGGAGGAGAGUGAGGACAGUGAAGAGGAACCUAUCCAGAGGACAAGAAAGAAGGCAGUGGGAAAGAAAGGAGCUAAAAGCCACCAGGAAAGUGAAAAGGACAGUGAGGAGGACACCCUAGCCAAAAAGAAAGACAACAGAGAGGAAGAGGAGGAGAAUUGGAAAGCUGGAGCCCGGGGCAAUGGAGGGAAAAAGUCAGCUUGGGAGGAGAGGAGCUGUAAGCAGAAAAGCAGGGCAGCAAGACUGCUGGGAGAGUCGGGGGACAGAGAGGAAGAAAAGGAAAAAGCAGGCAGUGGGGAUAAGAGCGGGGGAGACGAAGAGCCCCUGGUGCAGAGGAAGAGAAAGGACAGGACCCCAUGGAAGGGUGAGAAAAGGCAGAGUGGAAGCAGCGAGGAUGGGGAAGACAGCUGGAGAAAGGUGAAACCAACUACUGAAGGCACUGGAAAGACAGCCAAAGUGGGCAGUAUCAGUGGUGAGGCGAGCGACUCGGAGAGGGAGGUGAGUGACGGUGAGGCAGGGGGUAGCCCUAAGAGGGAGAAGGAGAACCACUCUUUCCAGAAGAGCUCCAGGAAAGGCAGGACGCGAAGCUCCUCCUCCUCAUCCACAGAUGGCAGUCCGGAACCUAAAGGCAGGAAGGCUGGCUCUGGUCGCCGCGGUGAGGACCACCCAGCUGUGAUGAGGCUAAAGCGUUACAUUCGGGCCUGUGGUGCCCAUCGCAACUACAAGAAGCUGCUGGGCCCCUGCCGCUCACACAAGGAGCGCCUCAGUGUCCUCCGGGCAGAGCUGGAAGCCCUGGGCAUGAAGGGUAACCCUUCCUUAGAGAAGUGCCGGGCCCUGAAGGAGCAGCGGGAGGAGGCGGCCGAGGUGGCCUCCUUGGACCUUACCAACAUCAUCAGUGGUUCAGGCCGGCCACGCAGACGCACAGCUUGGAACCCUUCAGGAGAAGCAGAUGCCCCAGGGGAGCUAUACCGCCGGACUUUGGGCUCAGAGGAUGAGCAGCCCCGUGCCCCACCCCCAGACUGGUCACAUAUGCGCGGCAUCAUCAGCAGUGAUGGAGAGAGUAACUGAGCUCCUCCCCUUUCCCAGGAGGCUUUCCACUUGGAGAAAGCAGAUCAGCACCCACAGCCCCCAUCCCAGUCGGUGCCUGCAGAGCUUCAGAAGCAGCUUUCUUCAGAGAAGACUUUGCACCCCCAGGGACACAAGUUGUUGGGAUCCUAUUUCUCAUGUUCUCAGUUGAAGGUGUUUACAGGGGUUUAUUGUUUAAGACUCAAUAAAGGACUUGUUUGAAUCACCUCAUCAAAACUGGUCCCCACUUGGGGCGCCUGGCUGGCUCAGAUGGAGGAGUACGUGACUCUUGAUCUUGGGGUCGCUGAGUUUGGGGCGAAGAGAUUACUUAAAUAAAACUUAAGAAAACGAAAACCGGCCCCACCCUCACUCCGUACUUUGAGCCAGGAAGGUGAGGAGUGUCCACUGUCCCCACCCAGUCUCGUUCCCUUUUAUUUCCCCCAGGUUCUCCAAAUGAAGUCCCAGCUCCAGACCCUACCAUCCAGUCUGCCACUGGUCUCUAUCAGAAGAGUGGGGCUCCUACCCUGCUUCCUCCAGCCCGACCAGCAGGGCCCUCACCAUCCUGCUUUUAAGCUGUGUUACAUGCCUAGCUGGGAGGAGGGUCUGAAUAACUGGCUUUAAGAAAAAUGUGAGAAACAUAAUGAAUUGACUUGGGGACAGCUGGUGUUUACGUCUUCCUUCUCCCCUUCUGGAAACAGCCACUUAGUCCCUGGGCCAAUUCUUUUCGCCUUGAAGGGGUAGGUACGGGGCAUAGACCUACCAAUCCGAGUACCUCAGGCCUCUGGCUACAGACGGAGCCAAUGACGUCACUUUAGGACUUUGCUGGCAUACUCGCUGUUGAGAUUGCUGCUAAGAUGUAGGCUUGGAGCUGCCAGGAGCCUGUGUGUGAAGUGAACCUUCUGAAAAUCUUUGAAGCCCAAAGCAAAGGGAGUAGAGGCCAAAAGACUGAUGAAUCCCUUUAAAGCUCUGGAUCUAGCCAUGCCCAAAGUCAUUAAAAUCACUGAAAUUUUUAGUUAACACAGCCCAAUAAAAUCCCUUUUUAAAUACAAGCCACACGAUCACCUCCGGCCAAACAGUCCUUAAUACACACCUUGGACAGAAAGGGUGAGUCCUGGGGUCUGUUAGAAUAACCAACAGUUUAUUAAAAGCUUGCUGUGGGGCUCUGUGCCAACCCCAUAGCUGGGAGGGGCUCCCAUGACUGCCCCCAGGCCUGGGAGCAGCCCCUUAGAAGGUCCUUCCCUUGUUCCCCUGCCCCAGCUCUGAUCUCAAUUAAAAAAAAAAAAAAAAAAAAAGAUAAA